AUGUCUAACCUUGAAGACCUACGGAAGCAGUGGUCUGAGCUCUACGCGCAUACCCUUCCACAACUUGCCAAAAUUCGCGAUCCCGCUCAAUCAAGGUGGCCUGUAACUCCAGACCACUGCUUUGCUAGAAUAAUUCUUGACAAUACAGUCGGUGACGGUCAGCGACAAUGGGACGCAGUGAUAGAAAGGCCGGCAAUUAAGAACAUGACUGAGCAGCAAUUACGGAAAGCCAUUGCCUUAGGCGAACAAAUCAAAGCAGGAGAAGUUGACCUUUGUCAGUUGGACAAGAUCAGCCUAAAAUGCAGAGAAAAGACCGCGGGAAUGUUCAGUGAUGUAACAGCGGGUGAAUCCCAGGUGCAAACCGGACAAGCAGACCAAUCAAUUGGCAGACAUAAGCGGUCUUUGAGACAAGUUGGCGAAACAAAGGAAAUUUCAAACAAAAAGGCAAAGCCAGAGAAAAGACAAUCUCAGUUACACUUUGGCGCCAACAAGGAUUCAACAAACUCACCAUUUCCUUCAACUCCUUCCUCAGAUCGCGAAUUAAAGCAUCAGGAAAAUGCGGAAGAUAUAAAACAAAUCCUCCAUCGCAUUCGGUCACAUCCUUCGCUUACUCCAUAUAGGAAAAAACUUUACACUGCUCUAUUGUCUGUUCCACGAGGUCGAUAUACGACUUACGCAGCAAUGUCUGACUACCUUGAUUCUUCAGCUCGAGCUGUGGGGAACGGAAUGCGCAACAACCCCUUCGCUCCUGAUGUACCUUGUCAUCGCGUUCUGGCAGCGAACGGUACAAUUGGCGGAUUUCACGGCGACUGGGGAAGGAAUGGCAAAUAUGCGGACAAGAAAAUUGAGCUACUGCGAAGCGAGGGAGUAAGGUUUGAUGCCAGCGGGAAAGUUGUCGGCGAACCAUUUAGAAAAUUUCACACCUUCCACGACAUUCAAUAA
Molecule: messenger RNA, 942 nt
Organism: Rhinocladiella mackenziei CBS 650.93
Lineage: Eukaryota; Fungi; Ascomycota; Eurotiomycetes; Chaetothyriales; Herpotrichiellaceae
Exons: 1
Coding region: 1-942 (313 amino acids)
Biological process (GO): DNA repair
Molecular function (GO): methylated-DNA-[protein]-cysteine S-methyltransferase activity
Source: RefSeq, a predicted model, not a curated record